AUGGCAGAGCCACCUGCAAAGCGUGCUCGUCGAGUUGGCAGCUCAGCCAUGUGGGAUUCAAAUGAUAAGAGGCCUCGUGCACCCGAGCAAGCAUCAGACCGCGGCCGCGUACGCUCACCAGCCCUCAGAGAGGACAAACGCGACGGCCGGUAUCGCUCUCGCUCACGAGAACGUAAUGACGGAAGGCGAGAACGGAGCUGGUCUCGAGAUCGUCGCGACCGGGACCGAAGAGAUGGAGAUAAGGAUGGGCGUGGGGCUCCGGACCGGAAGAGGAGCAUUAGUCGGGAGCGCAAUUACGAUAGACGAGGGCCUGCACCGAAAAAUGUGAAGUUCCGGGCACCUUCACGCUCUCGAUCCCCGCAUCGCAAUGGCACGAAGGCUCGGUCACCACCUCGAGGACCAAGGGGCGACCGUCAAGGUGACCGCAAAGAUCCCCGAUCACGAGAUGGCGGACGGAAGACAGCUGGCGCACAAUCAGGACCGGGCCCCUCCGAGGACGCAAUGGAUCUUGAUUUCAAAGAAGAUGCAGACGAGGACGAAAUGGAAGCGCUUAUGCGAAAGGCCAUGGGCUUCACCAGAUUCCGGACUACGAAGAACUCCAAAAUUCCCGGAAAUCAGAUCUACGCUGUGCGGAAGGAGAAGAAGAUCGAGUACCGACAGUACAUGAAUCGCCAAGGUGGCUUCAACAGGCCUCUCAGUCCCUCACGAUGA
This is a messenger RNA of Penicillium bovifimosum, 711 nucleotides long. RefSeq names its product SNUT3/LISCH7 family protein. The coding region runs from base 1 to 711 and encodes 236 amino acids. The record is from RefSeq and is a predicted model, not a curated record. Gene Ontology annotation, biological process: RNA splicing. The transcript has 2 exons. Gene Ontology annotation, cellular component: precatalytic spliceosome. NCBI's taxonomy places the organism in Eukaryota, Fungi, Ascomycota, Eurotiomycetes, Eurotiales, Aspergillaceae.